Cyprinus carpio (common carp) is the source of this 6850-nucleotide messenger RNA. RefSeq lists its product as uncharacterized. The record is from RefSeq and is a predicted model, not a curated record. NCBI's taxonomy places the organism in Eukaryota, Metazoa, Chordata, Actinopteri, Cypriniformes, Cyprinidae.
AUGGAGGAGGAAUUGCAGGAGCUCCAGGCGUUGGUGGCCCAGCUGCGGACUGAUAAUGAGCAGUUGCGACAGGGGCCACCAGCUGUGCGGCCAGCUCAUAGUGCUGAUCCACCUGUUGAUGCGACUCCUCCAGCACUCUUUGGCCAGCAUGGCUCCGCUCUCUUCGAGCUACCGGCUGUGUCACAGGCUCCUUCAUUUAUUACACAGGCACUGCAACACUGUCAUCAGGCCGACAUUAAGCCUGUCGUAACUGUUAGGGGUCAAGUCAGGGUACGAGGUCGCCAUGUGAAUCGUAUUCCCGGGGGGACAUUAAAGCUGGUAGCUGCUACCUGUUCAACCCAGUAUUCCAGUGGGGCAGUCUUAUUUGAACCACCAGAGGUAGGUCUCCCAGCAGGUUUGUUAGCAUCCCCUGCCUUGGUGAGAGUGGUCCAAGGAACGGUAUAUAUACCGGUAGUAAAUGUCGGUACAACGGAUAUCGUUCUGUAUCCACGAGUUACUAUUGGUGCGUUAAGAUGCGUGGAUGUGGUGAGUUUGCCUUCUGAGGUUAGCGAAGUUCAGCCGGUGGCAGUGUCAGCAAGCGUACAGGCGGCUCGAGUUACUCCAGUGCGGGAUCAGAUUGAUUCCCUUGAUCUGUCUGUACUGCCAAUGGCAGACCAGGUUAAAGUUCGGGCUUUGCUGUUAAACUAUGAGUCUGUGUUUUCCACAUAUGAGGGGGACCUUGGGUGCACAGGCCUGAUUUCUCACGACAUACCCCUUGUAGACCAUACUCCCAUUAGGCAGCGACAUCGGCGGAUACCUCCGUCCGAGUACGAGGUAGUGAAAGCGCACAUAAAUCAGCUCCUUGAGGCACAAAUAAUUAGGGAGAGCAGUAGUCCCUAUGCAUCACCUAUCGUGCUCGUGAGAAAGAAGGAUGGUAGUCUGCGCUUGUGUGUAGACUACCGCCGUCUGAAUGCGAGCACAAGGAAGGAUGCUUUUCCAUUACCUCGUAUCGAGGAGACCUUGGACUCACUGACGGGUGCCCAAUGGUUUUCUACCAUGGACCUCGCCAGUGGGUACAACCAGGUACCUGUUACGGAGGGGGAUAGACACAAAACGGCCUUCUGUACUCCAUUUGGCUUGUUUGAAUGGAACAGGAUGCCCUUUGGGCUGUGUAACGCUCCUAGCACCUUCCAGCGUUUGAUGCAAAGACUGUUUGGUGAUCAACAGGGAGAGUCCCUCCUUUUGUACCUCGAUGAUAUAGUUGUGUUUUCGGCCUCAGUAGAUCAACAUCUCUCUCGGAUGGAGGUGGUCCUGAAUCGCCUUCAGAGGGAGGGAUUAAAAGCUAAAUUGGGGAAAUCAUUUUUCCAGAGGAAGGGAAAGUAUUUGGGUCAUGUGGUCUCGUCUGAAGGGGUCGCUACAGACCCAAGUAAGGUUGAGGCAGUGACCCAGUGGCGUUGUCCCACUACUGCUGGUGAGGUGCGUUCCUUCCUGGGAUUUGCCAGCUACUACCGUCGGUUUGUGGAGGGGUUUGCAAAAGUAGCUGCCCCGUUACAUGGGCUAGUAGCAAGGCUGACCAAUCCAAAACGUCGGAGGUGUUCGGAGCAGGACUUUGUCGAUGCCUGGUCUAUACAGUGUCAACAGAGCUUUGAGGAGUUGAAGCAGCGACUGUCUGUGGCCCCGGUGCUGGCCUAUGCCGAUUUCUCCUUGCCUUUUGUCCUGGAGUUGAUGCCAGCUAUGGGGGGUUUGGGGGCAGUACUGUCCCAGGAGCAGGGAGGAAAGGUACGACGAGCAUAUGCUAGUCGUGGUCUUCGGCCCACUGAGCGCCGUAUGGACAAUUACAGCUCUAUGAAACUGGAGUUUCUGGCCCUCAAGUGGGCCAUGACGGAAAAAUUUAGGGAGUACCUGUUGGGCCAUAAAUGUCUGGUUUUUACAGACAACAACCCUCUCAGUCAUGUUCUUACAGCCAAACUGGGUGCCACCGAACAGCGUUGGGCUGCUCAGUUGGCUGCUUUCGAUUUCGAGAUUAGGUAUAGGUCCGGUCUCUGUAAUAGAAAUGCGGAUGCCUUGUCUAGACAGAAUCCACUUACAAGGGAGGACAUUCAAAGUCUAGUGCCGGGGCAGGCUAUCCCCCGAAAGGAUGCUCAAUUAGCCCAUGGGGGACCGGUGGCCCAGGUGAGCCAGGUAACAGUGUUCCCAGGUCCACCCUUUGUAGAUAUGUGCUCAGGUCAGAGGGCCGAUCUACAUAUUGCAGAACUGUUAAGGUUCUGGCGACGACAGGCACUCCCAACACCGGAGGAGCGCAAGCAGUUGCCAAAACCAGUGGUCACGAUGCUUCGGCAGUGGGACCGAUUGCUGGAGCGGGAUGGUGUAAUGUACCGUCUGGUGAGGCGCCCAGACGGUGGGGAAGAAACACUGCAGGUUUUAUUGCCUAUGGCUAUGAAGGAGGAAGUUUUGACACAGUUACAUCAGCAGCACGGACAUCAGGAUGUGGAACGGACGACUCAGCUGGUGCGACAACGGUGCUAUUGGCCAGACAUGUCUUCUGAGAUUGCACGUUGGUGCCAAUGUGAGAGGUGCCAGCAUGCGAAGGGCCUUCCCUCGACACACAGUAGUUUCAUGGGGCACUUGAUGGCUUCCCGGCCGAAUGAAGUUCUGGCCAUCGAUUUUACAGUUCUGGAGCCUUCCCAGUCUGGUAUUGAGAACGUUAUGGUAAUGACUGAUGUAUUCUCUAAAUAUACGUGGGGUGUGGCUACCAGAGAUCAGCGGGCAGAGACGGUGGCACAGGUUCUGGUAUCUGAAUGGUUUUGCCGACUCGGUGUUCCGAGUCGUAUCCAUUCAGAUCAGGGUCGGAACUUUGAGGCCACCCUUAUCCAACAGCUUUGCCGCUUUUAUGGUGUUGAGAAGUCUCGCACUACUCCGUACCAUCCGGCUGGUAACGGACAGUGCGAGCGGUUUAAUAGGACCUUGCACGAUUUGUUGCGUUCUCUGCCCGACUCUCAGAAGGGCGACUGGCCGCUCUGUCUUCCCCAGGUGUUUUUUUCAUAUAAUAGUACCCCCCAUCAGAGUACUGGAGAAUCCCCGCACUUUUUGAGUGGCCAGGAACCUCGGCUCCCAGUGGAUUUCCUGCUUGGGAGAGUCCAGGAGCCGGAGGCCGGCUGUGUGCAGAGGUGGGUAUUAGAACAUCAGAAUAGGCUCAAAGUAGCUUUUGAGGCGGGGGUGCGAGAGCAGCUACGGACUGCGGCGGACCGCCGCAAGGCCCGCCAUGAUGGACAGGUCCGGGAGGAACCCUUACGGGAGGUAUAUCAGAUUGUAAGAGCAGGUGAGCAGGUAUAUUCUAUUGCGCCAGUGGACAAUCUGGGCAAACCACCCACUGAGGAAGAAGAGGAGAAUGGAGAUUGGUUUGUAGUGGUGCCUGAGACCCCUCAGGAGGGGCAGAGGUCAGUACCACCAGUUGAGACCCCACCAGGAGUUGCCGGAGGGGACCAAACUUUUGCAGAUGGUCUUCAAGAGGAGGCAGAUUAUACAGAGGUUAUAGUACCCGCCCCAGGUAAUGUGAUGGUGGGAGUAGGGUCACCAGAGCUUACUCCUCUCGAGGAGGAUACGGGGACCAGGGUUAAAGUUCGGGCUUUGCUGUUAAACUAUGAGUCUGUGUUUUCCACAUAUGAGGGGGACCUUGGGUGCACAGGCCUCAUUUCUCACGACAUACCCCUUGUAGACCAUACUCCCAUUAGGCAGCGACAUCGGCGGAUACCUCCGUCCGAGUACGAGGUAGUGAAAGCGCACAUAAAUCAGCUCCUUGAGGCACAAAUAAUUAGGGAGAGCAGUAGUCCCUAUGCAUCACCUAUCGUGCUCGUGAGAAAGAAGGAUGGUAGUCUGCGCUUGUGUGUAGACUACCGCCGUCUGAAUGCGAGCACAAGGAAGGAUGCUUUUCCAUUACCUCGUAUCGAGGAGACCUUGGACUCACUGACGGGUGCCCAAUGGUUUUCUACCAUGGACCUCGCCAGUGGGUACAACCAGGUACCUGUUACGGAGGGGGAUAGAUACAAAACGGCCUUCUGUACUCCAUUUGGCUUGUUUGAAUGGAACAGGAUGCCCUUUGGGCUGUGUAACGCUCCUAGCACCUUCCAGUGUUUGAUGCAAAGACUGUUUGGUGAUCAACAGGGAGAGUCCCUCCUUUUGUACCUCGAUGAUAUAGUUGUGUUUUCGGCCUCAGUAGAUCAACAUCUCUCUCGGAUGGAGGUGGUCCUGAAUCGCCUUCAGAGGGAGGGAUUAAAAGCUAAAUUGGGGAAAUGUUCAUUUUUCCAGAGGAAGGUAAAGUAUUUGGGUCAUGUGGUCUCGUCUGAAGGGGUCGCUACAGACCCAAGUAAGGUUGAGGCAGUGACCCAGUGGCGUUGUCCCACUACUGCUGGUGAGGUGCGUUCCUUCCUGGGAUUUGCCAGCUACUACCGUCGGUUUGUGGAGGGGUUUGCAAAAGUAGCUGCCCCGUUACAUGGGCUAGUAGGAAGGCUGACCAAUCCAAAACGUCGGAGGUGUUCGGAGCAGGAAUUUGCCGAUGCCUGGUCUAUACAGUGUCAACAGAGCUUUGAGGAGUUGAAGCAGCGACUGUCUGUGGCCCCGGUGCUGGCCUAUGCCGAUUUCUCCUUGCCUUUUGUCCUGGAGGUUGAUGCCAGCUAUGGGGGUUUGGGGGCAGUACUGUCCCAGGAGCAGGGAGGAAAGGUACGACCGAUAGCAUAUGCUAGUCGUGGUCUUCGGCCCACUGAGCGCCGUAUGGACAAUUAUAGCUCUAUGAAACUGGAGUUUCUGGCGCUCAAGUGGGCCAUGACGGAAAAAUUUAGGGAGUACCUGUUGGGCCAUAAAUGUCUGGUUUUUACAGACAACAACCCUCUCAGUCAUGUUCUUACAGCCAAACUGGGUGCCACCGAACAGCGUUGGGCUGCUCAGUUGGCUGCUUUCGAUUUCGAGAUUAGGUAUAGGUCCGGUCGCUGUAAUAGAAAUGCGGAUGCCUUGUCUAGACAGAAUCCACUUACAAGGGAGGACAUUCAAAGUCUAGUGCCGGGGCAGGCUAUCCCUGAAAGGAUAGCUCAAUUAGCCCAUGGGGGACCGGUGGCCCAGGUGAGCCAGGUAACAGUGUUCCCAGGUCCACCCUUUGUAGAUAUGUGCUCAGGUCAGAGGGCCGAUCUACAUAUUGCAGAACUGUUAAGGUUCUGGCGACGACAGGCACUCCCAACACCGGAGGAGCGCAAGCAGUUGCCAAAACCAGUGGUCACGAUGCUUCGGCAGUGGGACCGAUUGCUGGAGCGGGAUGGUGUAAUGUACCGUCUGGUGAGGCGCCCAGACGGUGGGGAAGAAACACUGCAGGUUUUAUUGCCUAUGGCUAUGAAGGAGGAAGUUUUGACACAGUUACAUCAGCAGCACGGACAUCAGGGUGUGGAACGGAUGACUCAGCUGGUGCGACAACGGUGCUAUUGGCCAGACAUGUCUUCUGAGAUUGCACGUUGGUGCCAGCAAUGUGAGAGGUGCCAGCAUGCGAAGGGCCUUCCCUCGACACACAGUAGUUUCAUGGGGCACUUGAUGGCUUCCCGGCCGAAUGAAGUUCUGGCCAUCGAUUUUACAGUUCUGGAGCCUUCCCAGUCUGGUAUUAAGAACGGUAUGGUAAUGACUGAUGUAUUCUCUAAAUAUACGUGGGGUGUGGCUACCAGAGAUCAGCGGGCAGAGACGGUGGCACAGGUUCUGGUAUCUGAAUGGUUUUGCCGACUCGGUGUUCCGAGUCGUAUCCAUUCAGAUCAGGGUCGGAACUUUGAGGCCACCCUUAUCCAACAGCUUUGCCGCUUUUAUGGUGUUGAGAAGUCUCGCACUACUCCGUACCAUCCGGCUGGUAACGGACAGUGCGAGCGGUUUAAUAGGACCUUGCACGAUUUGUUGCGUUCUCUGCCCGACUCUCAGAAGGGCGACUGGCCGCUCUGUCUUCCCCAGGUGUUAUUUUCAUAUAAUAGUACCCCCCAUCAGAGUACUGGAGAAUCCCCGCACUUUUUGAUGUUUGGCCAGGAACCUCGGCUCCCAGUGGAUUUCCUGCUUGGGAGAGUCCAGGAGCCGGAGGCCGGCUGUGUGCAGAGGUGGGUAUUAGAACAUCAGAAUAGGCUCAAAGUAGCUUUUGAGGGGGUGCGAGAGCAGCUAAGGACUGCGGCGGACCGCCGCAAGGCCCGUCAUGAUGGACAGGUCCGGGAGGAACCCUUACGGGAGGGUCAGUUGGUGCUCCUUCGAGCUUUUAAUGUGAGAGGUAGACAUAAGAUACACGAUCUCUGGGGCCAAUUAGUAUAUCAGAUUGUAAGAGCAGGUGAGCAGGUAUAUUCUAUUGUGCCAGUGGACAAUCUGGGCAAAGUGAGACAAGUACAUCGCUCUGCAAUAAAGCCAUGGGUUGGUAAAAGUCCUUUGGUUGACCCCCUUAAGUGUAGUAUGUUGGAGCCAAUAGCACCCACUGAGGAAGAAGAGGAGACUGGAGAUUGGUUUGUAGUGGUGCCUGAGACCCCUCAGGAGGGGCAGAGGUCAGUACCACCAGUUGAGACCCCAUCAGGAGUUGCCGGAGGGGACCAAACUUUUGCAGAUGGUCUUCAAGAGGAGGCAGAGUAUACAGAGGUUAUAGUACCCGCCCCAGGUAAUGUGAUGGUGGGAGUAGGGUCACCAGAGCUUACUCCUCUCGAGGAGGAUACGGGGGUAAGGUGUACAAGGAGGUUGAUGGCAGGGUACCAUUCAAAUCCACAUCACCUCCCUCGCACAAUAGAAAGACCAAGGUAUGAAGUGGGUACAGGCAAUAGUCCGGUAUCUAGUGCUGUGGUUGCCUGGUUUCGACCCUGGCAUUAAAAUCAUAGAUGUA